Diachasmimorpha longicaudata is the source of this 5227-nucleotide messenger RNA. It is a transcript of the gene kn, whose product is annotated as transcription factor collier. Lineage: Eukaryota; Metazoa; Arthropoda; Insecta; Hymenoptera; Braconidae. The coding region runs from base 777 to 2396 and encodes 539 amino acids. Gene Ontology annotation, biological process: regulation of transcription by RNA polymerase II. Gene Ontology annotation, molecular function: DNA-binding transcription factor activity, RNA polymerase II-specific; RNA polymerase II cis-regulatory region sequence-specific DNA binding. The record is from RefSeq and is a predicted model, not a curated record. The transcript is spliced from 12 exons.
GGAACGCGCGACUAGGGACAUUGAAACUGAGAGCAUCAACUCUCCGCAGGAGAUAUCACUCCUCCCUCACCACAAAAUAUCACUCCGGACAUUGAAAGCGCGUCGGUGUUGCCGGGUGUCCGUCGAGAGUGAUGACUCGCAAGUGAUUUCGAAAAAAAAAAUUCUCGGUAAAAAAAAGUAAACGGACGAAAGACUCGUCAGGACUGUCAGUUUGUGAUUCCCAAGGUGACCUUUCCGUCAACAUUGACGGGAGGAGAUAAUAGUGCAAGUGAAAACAAAUCGGGUGUAAACAGAGGAACUCGUGUAAACACAGGAACGCGUGUAAACACAAUUGAUGCGUCGCGUGUUGACAGUGUCGUGAUACAGUAAAAGUGAAUUCGUGUGAACCGCCGAACGUUUCGGGCAUUACUUGACCUUCAGGUAUUAAUUGAUAAAGUGUUUGACACUCGUAAACAAUCGAAUGGUGAUUAACUGUUGUUGAACAGUACAGUGAGGACAUUGGGGCACGGGGAUAAGCCAAUUGUUGGCUCAACGGCUUCACCACGCGCUCCGACGAGUGGAGCGGUCUCCUGCCCAGCUCCACUAUCGUGGGUGCUGGGGGGUCACCAUGGUUGGGAUUGGGUGCUGGUGGUGGCGCCGGAGCAACAACUGGCGGUGGAAGUCCUGUAGAGCUCGAAGGACACUGGGGAAGAAAAUUGUACGGUGCAAGUGUUGCACCACCACCACCACCACCACAUCAUCAUCCCCGUGCACCACUUGUUUUUGCACCCCAGGACAUGCGGCAAAUACUGAAGGAGGAACCGGUGCCACGUGCUUGGCCACAACCAGCACUUGCUGACACAGCUUCGGUCGGUGUCGGAAGAGCGCAUUUUGAGAAGCAACCACCUAGCAAUUUGAGAAAAAGUAAUUUCUUCCACUUCGUCAUAGCUCUGUACGACAGAGGUGGCCAGCCGAUUGAAAUCGAGAGGACAGCGUUCAUUGGAUUCGUCGAAAAAGAUCAGGAAUCAGAGGGACAAAAAACAAAUAAUGGAAUCCAGUACAGGCUGCAACUACUCUAUGCCAAUGGACACCGACAGGAGCAGGAUAUUUAUGUGAGGCUCAUCGAUUCAUCGACCAAACAGGCGAUAAUGUACGAGGGACAGGACAAAAAUCCGGAGAUGUGCCGGGUAUUGCUGACCCACGAAGUCAUGUGCAGUCGGUGCUGCGAUAAGAAAAGCUGUGGAAAUAGAAACGAGACGCCCAGUGAUCCCGUAAUCAUCGACCGAUUUUUCCUCAAAUUCUUCCUCAAGUGCAAUCAAAAUUGCCUGAAGAAUGCAGGCAAUCCCAGGGAUAUGCGACGGUUUCAGGUCGUGAUAUCGACGCAAGUGGGCGUCGAAGGACCGCUACUGGCCAUUUCCGACAACAUGUUUGUCCACAACAACAGCAAACAUGGACGAAGGGCCAAACGACUGGAUCCCAGUGAUCACGGCGAAUACAACAGUUUAUAUCCAGCGUUGCCCUUACAAACCCCCUGUAUUAAAGCGAUAUCACCCAGUGAAGGCUGGACGACGGGUGGUUCCACUGUGAUAAUAAUCGGUGAACACUUUUUCGAUGGCCUUCAAGUGGUCUUCGGUACAAUGUUGGUCUGGAGUGAACUAAUAACAGAUCAUGCAAUAAGAGUUCAGACACCCCCACGACAAAUACCCGGAGUUGUUGAAGUGACGUUGUCCUACAAGAGUAAACAAUUUUGCAAAGGCUCACCAGGAAGAUUCGUCUACGUCUCUAUGAACGAGCCGACGAUCGAGUGGGGCUUCUCGAGGUUGCAGAAGCUGAUCCCACGGCAUCCGGGUGAUCCGGAGAAGCUGCCCAAGGAGAUAAUCCUGAAGAGGGCAGCCGAUUUGGCGGAAGCGUUGUACAGUAUGCCGAGGGCUGGUAACACAGCGAUAUCGGGUGCACCUAGAAGUCCUGGUGCAUCGAGUCAUCCAACAGCACCACCAACAUCGACAUCCAGCGCAGCCUUUAAUUCUUAUACCGGUCAGCUGGCGGUCACGGUCCAGGAAAAUGGCAGUGCAGCCAAGUGGACAGAUGACGGUGGCUCAGUGAGUGCGGGAGGCGGUGGCGGUGGUGGUAGCAGUGUGGGCGGAAGUGCCGAUACAUACAGACAGAGCAGUAGCGCUAGCCCACGUGGUGUUGUCAGUGGUGGUUACUGUGGUAGUUCAGCAAGUACGCCCCACAGUCACAGUACGAGUGGCAGUUACUCAGUCGCCAAUCCAUACACCGGGAGUCCAACCCUCUAUACAUCACGGCUAGGAGACGUAGUUGGUUCAACAUUCAACAUGAAUCCAUUUAUGUUGCCAACAUCCAGUCAGGGUUACCCCGGUGUAUCGAGUCCACUACUGGCAGCUAAUAUCAAAUAGUACGAGGACUCAUCCAGCCACGAGACUGAUGGUAGCCACUGAAAUAAUUCAACAUUAAUCAGUACUUGUCAAUGGACCUGAUCCUGUUGACAUCACCAACUGACCACCCAGUUGUCAACCAGUUUUGAUGGAAUAUCGUCAUCCGCUAAUGAAAUGUCAUCUACCAUCACAUCACCGUGAGAACCGAUCAAUCGGCUGUGGACUAUUUUUUUAUUUCAAUAUGUUUUUACCUCUCGUUGUCUCCAAGACCAUCAUCAAGACCAUCAACCAAUGGUGGGCACAUGUGUACGAUAUAAAUAAGACUCUAGUGAUUUUUUUUUUUAGUGAAAUAUUGAUGAAACUUCGUGUGUAUAAAAUCAUUGAAUUGAAGAAUUUCAAGACAUAUCGAAAAACGGGAACAUGUAACAGGAAAAGUCGACGUAGAAGUCAGGUUUUUUUUUUUUUUCUUGUGGACCUUUUGUCUUUGUGACGUCUGAUCAAUUUAUGCGACUAGUCCCCGGCGUCCACUCGCUUCGGCUUUAUGAAAAUAACAGACAUUUUCGUAAAAGCGUUACGGUGUACGUCUGUAUACCGUUUCUCCAAAAGUCUACUUGGACGAACUUGAGUGGCCGUUGAAGGGACCGAAGGCGAAACUUCAAUAUUUUAUAUGCCAUCCACCCCCUUCGGGAUCGCUGGGUUCAGCGGUGGGGGGAGGAGGGUGUAACAGGAGUUUUUCAUGGAGUAUUAGAGGCAAAAAGAGAAUGUCAGAUCCACUAGACAGACAUAUCGCGUAUCAAUAAGACAACUCCAUAAUUUUUCAGGUGGGAAGAGAGAAAUGGAGAUGAUAUUCUAUUUCAUCCCCCUUUCUAAUUGUCGAAUAGACUGAUUGAGGAAUUUGGUUGAUGUUGUGGGAUGAAUUGAGGUGAAUUGAUUUUUUUACUUUGGGGGAAUGCAUUUGAUAUGCGGUUGAAUUAAUUAGGAGCUUUGGGGGAUGAAGGGAGGUUUUUAAGGUAUAAAUAAUCAGGAGGAUCUUGUGAUUUAAUGUCUGUUAUUCAAAAUGUAAAGGGGUUGGUAAAAUAGAACUUGUUUUGGGAGGUGAAUAUCCGGUAGUAAUUACUUAAUUUUUGGUAAUAAUUAGUUAGUUUGACGUGAUGCAACACGCCAUCUAGAUCUUGUCCACACUUUCAGGUCUUAUUUUCCCGAAUUUUCAUCCUCGACGUUUUCCUUCUUAAAUUUUCCCCGCGAUAAUUUUCUUUCGAUAUUUUUUACUGUCUUGAUAAACGGGAAAUUUUUAGUCAAAUUCCCUUGUAAAAUUCUAUGGAGAAUUAAUUCUGGUUCCCUUUCUACUCAAUUAAAAAAAUCCUAUUCAAUAAUUUUCGGUGACGUCACAAGAUGUCCGACGUUAUAUAAAUUCGACCUGAAUUUCCACGGUCUAGUAUGCAGAUUAAUCAAUUGUCUUUGAUUAUUUGUACUUUUUAUCACCUCAGGUGCACUUGAAGGUACAGUAAAUCGUGUCGAUACUUCAGACGAUUUGAGGUUAAACCCAGCCCAGCGCUGACCUUGAGGGGUUAACGAACAUCUGGGAGUUUAUUCUCAAUUUUUUUUGCUUAAAUGAGAAGCCAUAAAAAUGUCAAAAAAAUAACUAUACUCACUAUCACCUACACUGAGUUUAUUCAUAAUUUUUAUCUUAAUCAAUCGUGCUCUGAUUAACUAGAAAAAAAUUUGAAAAACUCCAGUCGAUUAGAGUGACCGUCUCUAACCUCUAAAAAUAUAAUUGAAUUUUAAUUAAAUCGAAUGAACUUUUUACGCAUAAUUAUCGUAUUUUCCUUCGUUCUCUGGUAAUUUAUUGUUCACUAAAAGUUGAAACCUUUUUCUUACCUCAAAAUUCAUUUAUUCCACAUUAAUCAUAAAACAUGAAGUGAUUUUUCACUCCAAUUAUCGAUUUAGUAAUGAUUAUCGAAUGGUUUAUUUUGAAUGAACACGUCAUUGUUCAACUGAAUGGUUCGAUAACUAUCGACAAAAGUUCAGUUAAAUAAAAAUAAAAAAUAAAAUAAAAAAUUAAAUUAUGUUAUACAACAACAGUCACCGAAUCUCCACGACACCAACCAAAUUUUUUCAUCAGCGAUACUGUCAUUAACUUGAAUUACCAGUGUAAUUUGUAUAUUAUUUGUAAAUAUUGUUGCAAUGUACAAAAACAAAUAAUAAAUACUACUAUUGAUAAAAGUAUUCCUGAUAUAGGGAUCCAGCGAAAGGAAAGUUGGAACUAUUCGUUUAGAGCGAUUGUAGAUUAACGGUUAUUGAAGUGAAGAGAAAAUGAUUAAAUAAAAAUUGUAAAUAAAUUAGAACGGCCGUAGGCCAUCGAAAAAUUGCUGUAUCAAUUCCGCCCUUGAACUUCCAGUAAACAGCAUUGCCGUUGGCUUGUGUACGAUCCACGAGAACAAUAAUUAAUUUUUUAUUGGAAGUUCAAGAGAUGAAUCAAAGUAUCGGUUUAUGAGGGGAAAUAUAGUUGAAAUUGUUUAAUAAAACCGGACCCAAUCGAAUUCCUUCACCGAAUCACGAAAGUAUACGACGCAGAAUUAAUGAAUCUUGAAGCACCAGACGCAACAGUUGAUGACAUUGUCUCAGUAAUAAAUUAUUAUCAUUGAAAAUUCAUGGCUAAUUGUUCGUUUUUGCAUAUCAUUGAGGGCGAGUGAAUUUUCACAAUAGAAAAAUCAUUGUAAUUUCAUUGUAUUAGCUGUAUCCCGUCGAAUUCGAAUCAUCAGUCAGUUCAUUUCACGUGAAUUUUUCUUGGUCUUGUAUGAAUUACAAUACACACUCGUCGAUGUAUAUUGAUAUAAAUUAAACUUACAAUU